UUGAAAUCCACCGAGUGAAUUUCAUUUACCGUAAACACCCUUCACUUUAUUUUCUUGUGUCAAGUCUUGAGUUUUCGACUGAAUUUCAAUACCAUUUGGCGCGCAGAUCGAUCCCUUUCUCUUUCCCUAAAUUAUGAAUUUCACUCUAGAUUCUCGAUUUUCAACAAAUUGACCCCUAAAUCUUCUAGGGUUUCAACAAAUGUAGGUGAGUAGAACGAGUGUAGCAGAGAACUCACUGAAUUUCAUUUUUUUCUUCUGAUUUCCCCUCUAAAGAGAAGAAAUCUAGGGUUAUGGAGUUUACCGAGUCGUAUAAACAAACAGGUCCGUGUUGUUUCUCACCAAAUUCUCGUUAUCUUGCUGUUGCUGUUGAUUAUCGACUUGUUAUCAGGGAUUCUUUCUCCCUUAAGGUUGUGCAACUGUUUUCUUGCUUAGAUAAGAUAAGCUAUAUUGAAUGGGCCCGCGAUUCUGAGUACAUAUUAUGUGGUCUUUACAAGCGACCAAUGAUCCAGGCCUGGUCAUUGUCCCAGCCUGAGUGGACAUGCAAGAUAGAUGAAGGUCAAGCUGGGAUCGCAUAUGCUAGAUGGAGCCCUGAUAGUCGCCACAUUCUUACCACAUCAGACUUCCAGUUGCGACUAACAGUGUGGUCUCUGUUAAACACAGCUUGUGUUCAUGUGCAAUGGCCAAAGCAUGCUUCUAAAGGUGUUUCAUUUACCAAGGACGGGAAGUUUGCUGUAAUCUGCACAAGACGUGAUUGUAAAGACUAUAUUAGCCUUCUGUCUUGUCACACAUGGGAGAUAAUGGAUGAUUUUCCUGUUGACACAUUAGACUUAGCGGAUGUCGAAUGGUCUCCUGAUGAUAGUGCGAUUGUGGUUUGGGAUUCUUUUCUUGAAUAUAAGGUUUUAGUAUAUUCUCCAGAUGGGAGGUGUCUAUUUAAGUUCCAAGCAUAUGAAAGUGGAUUGGGUGUGAAAAGUAUUGUGUGGUCUCCUUGUGGUCAGUUUCUAGCAGUCGGUAGCUAUGACCAGAUGUUGCGGGUUCUGAAUCACUUAACAUGGAAAAACUUUGCAGAAUUCAUACACCUAUCCACUGUUCGUGGUCCUUGCGCUGCUACCGUGUUUAAGGAGAUUGACGAAGUUUUACAGCUUGAUAUGUCAGGAUUACGUCUGAGCGAUGAUUUCAUUCGUGGGAAUUCUGAUAAUCAUCCAGAGGCACCUGUUACAGUGAGAUACAAAAUUAUGGAACUACCUAUUAGCUUGCCUUCGUUAAAGCCUCUUGUAGACAAACCAAACCCAAAACAGGGCGUUGGUCUGUUGUCAUGGAGCAGUGACAGCCAAUAUCUCUUCACUCGUAAUGACAGCAUGCCUACUGUUCUAUGGAUAUGGGAUAUGAGGCGCCUGGAGCUUGCAGCGAUACUGGUGCAGAAGGAAGCAAUACGCGCAGCGGCAUGGGAUCCUACAUGUCCACGUGUAAUUUUGUGUACUGGUAGCUCCCACUUGUACAUGUGGACACCAACGGGUGCUUAUUGCGUCAGUAUUCCAUUGCCCCAGUUUACAAUUACUGAUCUAAAAUGGAAUUUGGAUGGAAGUUGUGUUCUUCUCAAAGAUAAAGACUCAUUUUGUUGUGCUGCUGUCCCUCCCCUAGUACCAGAUUCUGGCGAAGAAGAAGAAGAUGAUGAAGAUGAAGAUGAAGAUGAUUAUGAUGAUGAUAGCUCAGACAUUGACUGAGCUUGUUUUGUCCUCUUUAGCUAUGUAGGAGAACAGAACAAGUUUUCCUUUGACGAGGUACUUGUACCUUCAACUGCUUGCUGUUGCACUCCCUCAAAAUCUAUACAAUGAGAUUACCUGAGGCAAAUUCAGGGCCAGACUAUGAUCUGCUUCUGUGACUGAAAGUUGUUAUGUACUUUAUUCGGUCUAAGAGCCUUAGAAAUUACCUUGUGUCAUUGGCUUCCUUUUUAGGCCAUUAAAAGGGAGAGCUAAAAUCGUCGAGUUAACUCUUUAACUAGGUCGAUUCUAUGGUGAGUCAAGUUUUGUGUUUUCUGUCGGACCAAAAUAUCCUUUUAGGAGUUUCGUAAUCCGAAAUCAUAAUUCCUUUUAUUAUUAUUAUGAAGUUUCCUUUUAUUAUUAUGAA
Papaver somniferum (opium poppy) is the source of this 2124-nucleotide messenger RNA. Its product is annotated as WD repeat-containing protein WRAP73-like. Lineage: Eukaryota; Viridiplantae; Streptophyta; Magnoliopsida; Ranunculales; Papaveraceae. The record is from RefSeq and is a predicted model, not a curated record. The coding region runs from base 291 to 1721 and encodes 476 amino acids. Gene Ontology annotation, molecular function: protein binding. Gene Ontology annotation, cellular component: MWP complex; mitotic spindle; microtubule organizing center. Gene Ontology annotation, biological process: protein localization to mitotic spindle pole body; mitotic sister chromatid segregation; microtubule anchoring at mitotic spindle pole body. The transcript is spliced from 6 exons.